This is a messenger RNA of Macrobrachium nipponense, 1648 nucleotides long. RefSeq lists its product as uncharacterized. Bases 59 to 610 code for a protein of 183 amino acids. The transcript has 5 exons. The record is from RefSeq and is a predicted model, not a curated record. NCBI's taxonomy places the organism in Eukaryota, Metazoa, Arthropoda, Malacostraca, Decapoda, Palaemonidae.
CUGCUAUAAAGUGUGUGGAGAGCCACUGGGCCGAUCAUUCCCCCCUCUCCUCGCCGACAUGUUGGGUGGUUGUGUUGCGGUGCCAGUCCGUCUCCUCUUGUCCCCUCCUCUGCUCCUGUGCACCAUCCACGCCCUGACCGCACUCGUCCUCUUGCCCUCAGCCUCCCAGGGACACGUCCUCCCGCAGGAAGAGGCCGAAGUCUCAUCCGCCUUCAGAUCGCUCCUGCCAAGGGUGCCGCUCAUUCGAGACGACGACUCUUUGGCCACGAACGAUUUCUUAUCAGAUGACGAUGGGUCCAUCGAGCUGAUGCUGAUGGGCGCAAGACUCUUCUCCACUCCUUUCUCCAACUCUCUCCAACAACGCCUGUCAUCUCCCACCCUCAGAUUGAGCCGGCCGCCACCCACACUCAAAAGUAUCAAACAGUUACGCCCCUACUACGUCGAUAUGUCGGAGAGCCCAAGAAAACGACAGAAUUGCGCAGGGAAGCGCUUGGUAGGCAAGAAAUUCGGCGGUUACUCAUGGCCGAGAAGCCUCGAAGCUACGCGUAGGAGGACAAACUACCUCUUCGAGGACGUCGAUCAGAACGCCGAUGAUUACAGAUUCCUCUAAUUCGAGCAGUUCCUCCGUUUCGUCAUCCUGCAGGAUUCUUCGUCAACACUUCAGGAAAAUAACGAGACCUUCUUUCUUUCUUCCUAUACUAGUUCUUUUCUGUGUUUUUUUUUUUUUAUUCUCCUUCCAUUGUUUACAUUUCCUUCCUAAUUCAUAGGGUUCCUUCAUAUUCUGUCACAUACCAUGUACUACUUAUUAUCACGGGGCGAUCUUCCACAAUGAAUAUAAAUAUAACAUGUUUAUGAUUGGUAGCCAAUUUGAAAAUAAGAUGGUAAAAUAAUACUCAAUCAACUCUGAGAAAGUUGUGAAGUUUCUUAUUUUUCUGUCGUUUCCCACAAUUCAUUUAACUUCUUGAAUAAAGUGACCACAAAGCAGCAUGCCUUCAAAAUUGCGAGUGGAAAUGAAGGCAGAAGACCUGAUGUACCUCAAGUCAUUGAUUUAACUAGGAUUUAUUUAUUUAUUUAUUACUUUUAUUUCUGUGAUUCUUUAAGACCAGUGAUAUGACUAGGAGGAAUUUAUAUUUCAUCUGUACUAUACUAUUUUAAUUUCAAUUGAUUAUGUUCCCUUCAUAAAAAAAAACUCCCCUUAAAAUCAACUUUCAUCAGGAGCAUAAACGUAAUGAAGUGGCUGAUAACAUUGCGCAAAUAGUAUGUCUUACCUUUAGACAUGCCACUCUAUACCUGAUAAGUUCACCUACAAAUAACAACUUCGUCUUCCGUUAUAAACACUAAUCCAAUCAAGGUUUAUUUUCAUCCAGAUUUCAGCAUUGCAAACCUUUAAUGUCUCUCUUCCACUUUACAUUACAAGGGAUCUCUGAAGUAAUGUCUCAAAAAGUACCCGAUACUACUAUAAGCUACCACUGAAUUCUCUUCUGAAAUAUGCGUAUCACUGUCUUAAACGUCUGUUAUAUUAUUUAAAGAGGCUGGACAAUUAUUUUUCUUAGUUAUAUAACUCCCAAUGAGCUUUCCUUUUCCUCUGAACGAUGUUCAAUACCAAAGAAAUGUAUCUAUAUCAAAAGAAUAAAGGUUUUACAAUUGU